CGAGCAGGCGGCACGUACCGCGGCGCACUUCUGGGAGGAGGGGGGCUCGUGUGCGGGAUGGCCAGCACGCACGUCCCCACUCUCCCCCUCGCACCCCUGGGGCUGCUACAGUCUGUGUCGACCCCAUGCUGGCAUUUACGGUUGGGAACUUGUGCUCAGCGUGUCGAGGCCGCCGUUUCUGACCCACCGCGCCUCGGCGCGACACGCCAACCGUGCCCCAGCACCUGAGCGGCAAGGUACCGAGCGUUUCCCAGCCUCUCGCCCCGCCAAGCGAAGCGACACGUUUGCUGCUGGCAGGGCGUAGCGCGUCGCCAGAACCAGACUAUAUUCACUUAGCGUUGGCCUGGCAUGUCGAAGGCUCGCAUUGUCCAUGAGAUGGCACGCGAACUCACACAUGAGCGUCAUCCCACAGCUUGCUAUUGGCAUUGUCAUCAGCACGACUAGUUACUUUACGUUGACAGUUCGUGAGAAGUCCGCCCGUUUGCCCCAGGAGCUCCGCAAAAGUGUGGAUAGACUAGAGAAGUCCAUGGGCACUCAGGACAGCUUGGUACACCAGUUGGACGAGGAGACGGAGAAGGCCGCGGAGCUGGCGGCCAAGCUCUCCAGCGCGCGCGCCCGGGAGGCGGCACUGGCGGGCCGGCUGGAGAGCGCCGUGACCCGCGAGAAGGAUCUCGUCAAGCGCCUCGACGACCUGAGUGUUCAGCUGAACAUGAAAAGCGGCACUUAGGACGCCAUUGUUCUCUGUUGCGAGCAUGGGCAGUGGAAGCAAACAUCAUUAUCACACGAUAGGGUGGAUGCAAGAGGGAUGAGUGAGAUGAGGAGAAGGGUCAGGACAAGUAGUUGAGCCGUUGGAUGUGAAUUGGGUAGGGUAAUGAGCGCAGCAGCCCCUUCCAAUCUGCCCGAACAAGAGCCACGAGACCUGGCGGUUGAUGCGGUUCACCGACGGAAGAGAGGGCAGGAGGAGGUGGAAGAGAGAAGGUGGGAGCAGAUUGGAUUGCCAGGCUGCGGGCUCACUUUUGCGAUCGCAUUUCAGCGUACUAGGAAACUGGAAGUGGAUGUGGAUUGCUGCCCGCCAGGUGAUUGUGAGUAGACGAGAUGCAGAAUUGAGGGACGUCGUCUUAGAAUGCACACGCCUGCGCCAGCAUGGAGGCUCCCCAGGCCAACCACACCAGAUCUGAGGUGGAGUGGCCAGUGUCAGCCAUGCUUGAGGCCCGAGCAGCGUUCAGCAUCUGCGUGCACGCCUGACGUCCAAAAGGUUGUCGCUCUGUGUCGAUCCAUUCCUGCGUAGUCCUGACAUUCCCACCUGCGCGCUGCACACUCUCAUUCUUCUCCUGCACUAUCCUUGCGUGUUGCCAGAGGUCAAGCACCCACCAGUAACGGGCUCGGUUCUGGACGCACCAGAUUUGGCUCCAGUCGACGCGAGUUCUUCAUCAGGUCAGGGGCCACUGAUAGGCUCUGGGGGGACGCAUCGACCCCCAAUCGCCCACUGAUCUCCGACUGGG
Messenger RNA from Prorocentrum cordatum, 1502 nucleotides. NCBI's taxonomy places the organism in Eukaryota, Dinophyceae, Prorocentrales, Prorocentraceae. The record is from the annotation of a GenBank genome assembly.